AUGGGGAAAAAGAAGGUAAUUUUCCAACAACUCCGCGAAAGUUCGCCAAAAUUGUAUUUUUCAGGGAAAGCGCUCGCAAAACCGCCAGCUGCUAGUGACUAACUCUCCAUCUAACCCGGAAAAUUCUCUUCUUAAUACUACUCGUCUGGAAGAGGUUUUGGUAGCUGGAUAACUCCCAAACAUUGCAAUUAUUACAGGAUUUGUUGGAAGAUUUAGAAAAUUUCGAAAACGUCGGAUCUGUAGGCCGAAAUUCGCUGGAUCAACCGCCGAAACACGUCUAUCAGACGGUGUUCAUGAGCCACGAAAACGUGACGACAGCGCCGACGAAUUUGACAAAAACGUCCAAUUCGGGGAAACAAACGAGCUAUCAUGUAGGCCAAAAUUCCAAAAUGUGGCCUAAACAUCAUGUUUUUUCAGGAUCUGAUGGACGGCGGCGCCUACAAAUCCUUCCACAAUUCUCAUCAAUCGCUCGCCCAUAAAUCCACGUCGAACACGUCGAAAGGCCACGAAAUAACGGAGACGUCGGGCGCCGGGGACCGUAUUCUGGCGGGAAGUCGCUCGAUUUCGCACCGAAGUCUCUUCUCGGACAACCGAUCGUUCGGCGGGCUUCCGAAGAGCAGAGACGGCUCGCGCGUCAGCGUCCAAUGGGACAAUUUCGGGGACGAAAACUACGACCUGAACGGGACAAACUCGCAGAAUUCCGACGAGGACCGCGUCCGAAUCAGCCGCGAGGUGAUCGUGCCGAAAGUGCGCAGCAGGACGGUCAGUUCGAGUUCGACCGGACGCAAAAACGGAGGGAAUCUGAUGAAUUUGCACCAGAUGAGCACUUCGCAGAGAGGAAUUCACGACGACGAGAUGGACGUGAGGACGUACCACGCCGGAUCCGAAUAUCUCAACAACCGACUCAGCAAGGCGAGUGCACUUGAAAGUUACAGAGUUUAUGGGAGGGGAAGAGGGUUUUAUGAAUUUUCGUUAUUUUCAGUUUCCACUCAUUUGAACCCACUAGGAUACCUGAUACGAGCACUAGAAUCACUAAUGUCCCGAUUGCAGGAGUGUCCUUAAGGCGCCGCAAUCUUGACAUUUAUCACUUUACCCGGACUGUAACAGGUUGCCAGGUUGUUUCAACUGCCAGGUCGUCGGAAAAAAUCGGAAAAAUGUUUUGACGUUUUUCAAACAUCCCGCACCAAUGAUUCAUGUUAUAAGCUUUUUCUCAAAUCUUUAUCUUUCUUCUGAAUUUCUGUUCUACUAGGAGUCACGUAAAAAUGAACGUUUUGCAGUUGUCAAUCCACUCGAACAAUGAUGAAUUUGUGUUGGUCGGAGGCCAUCCGCCGGCGGAUUCGGUCGAUUCGAGAUCGGGAUUCGGAGGAGGCGGAAACGGAACGACUGAUAGUAUCCAUCAAACUUCCGUGCCGACCGUCGGAUUCGGAAGCUACGAACGAUCGCUGGAGCGAGGAUUUCACGAGGAUCCGGGCAGAUCCAUAUCCCAGCAGAGCAUCAACCGCGAGAUCGGUGCCCACUUUUCCAGAUCCUCUUCCCGGCAUUCUGUGGUAAUUUUUGAAGAAAAGGGUUUUUAAUUUGUAUACUUUACUGGAAAUUUCAUCGUAAACAUUUUGGUCUCGCUUUUUCAUAAACAAAACUUUUACCGAUGUGAAAACUUCAUUUGUGCUUGCAGGGGACCACUUCGAACACGGACGAUCGUCUGAUGCUCGCCGCCCGUUACAGUUUGUCGCCGGAAGCGGAGGGCCUCCUCGAGAUACCCAAAAAUCGUCCGAGAGCUGCGGUAGACCCAUUUUCCCUUUUAAAAUUGCAAAUACGUUUAUUCUCAGAGCCGUCGAAACAGCGUUUCGAGUUCGGUGUCGGAUCGUGUGGAGUUCGCGGAGAUUCCGACGCUUUUCAGUCAUCCGGACGACAAUUUCAACGACGAUGAGCCCGGAGAGUCGUUCCGACCGACUUCCGAGCACCAGGCCACGCCCACCGGACUGCCGAGGGCCAGAAACAGCAGAUUCUCCUCUUCUUCCAGCAUUUCUGUAAGAAUUUUGUCUGAAUUUUAUGAAAAUUUCACAUUUUUGCAGAUUCCGAGCGGAAAAGAGCCGCCAAAGGCGCUUCUGGUCACUUCUGCGCUCACUCCGAUCAUUCCGAAGCGUUCUGUGAUCUCACUGAGCCGUUCUGACGACUCAAUCGUCCUCGCCACACCGGACACUGUGCAAAGAGCCACGAAACCAGGAUUCCGUCCGUUUGAGCACCAGAAGGAGAUCGAAAUUCCGGCGGCGACGCGAAAAACGACGGAAAUGGCGGUGCAAACGGGCGACACGAUACGUCUCCGUCAGAAUCCGUACACGGGAGACGUUCUCAGCGAGAGAGCCUGGAUUCCGCCCACGCAGCCGAGAGACUUCGAGAUUUCCAGGGCAAUGACUGCGAGUUUUGUGCCGUCCGACGCCGGAUAUGCUCAGAAAUCGGGGAGCGUGGUGGAAAUUCCGACGGGAAGCGCUUCUCCGGCGACGUCGAAUUUCCGCAAUCGUCUUCGUCACAUUUCGGACAUUUACGCUAAUGAUUCCGACGUCGUCGUGGAGAAAUCUGAAGUUUCUGCUCCUUCGGAAGUUAAAAUUGGAAGAUCCGAAACUACUUGGGGUUCGGAAGUCAAAAUUCCAAGCUCUAGACAAUCUGAAGUCAAAAUCGGCAGUUCCGGAGGUUCUCGAGUGAAAAUUGGAAGUUCUGGAACCACUUGGGGAUCUGAGAUCAAAGUUCCGAGUUCUGGAGCAUCUGGAGUCAAAAUCGGUAGUUCCGGAGGUUCUCGAGUAAAAAUAGGAAGUUCUGGAACUACUUGGGGAUCUGAGAUCAAAAUUCCGAGUUCUGGAGCAUCUGGAGCCAAAUCCGCGCCGAAACCACCGCAGAGAAUCUCGCUGGGAUCCAGCUCAUCUACCAUCGUCAUCCCCAAAAAGUCUUCGCCUCUGAAGACCCAAAAGCCCAAAGAGAUUCACAUUCCGAUCUCCCGUCACUCUUCUUCCAACGAUUCGGGCGCGGACACGAUCCGCAAGCACAUACCGCGCGGAAGGAUCCGCGACUUGGCCGACGCGUUCAACCGAAUGGACACGGGCGCGCCGCCCACCUUUUUCCACCAGAAAACUCUCGAAAAACCGGAGAGAACGCCGCAGAACUCGCGUCCGACCAGCGAGCAUUUGGACCAUUUUUCGAUCGGAGACGUCCGAAACGGGUCUUCGUCGAGCGCGUUGCUCAGCUCCACUCAGACUCUCUCGCAGGAGGAUCGCCGCAGAUCCACGUCUUCUUCUCUUCAGUAUCCGCCGCACGUCUUCACGAGAAACACCUUUUUGCAGCAGACGGCCGGAGUCAAACCGGGUACGGUUUGUUAAGGGCGAAACGAGUAGAAACUAUGAUUUUAAUGAAAAAAAGCAAACAAGUAAUAUGCGUUUUCUUCCAGGCGACAAGUCGAUAAUCCCAACGAACGUGGCCAUGUCGACGAGCUACCGUACCAGCCAAGAAGCAGGGAAAGGCGACGGAUUCGUGUCGGAAUUUGAAAAGAUUCCAUCGAUUCCGUCCGAUUUGAACAUCCACCGCCCGUUCUCCAGUCAAACUGCGCCUCUGAAUCGCUCGAAAACGCUCGAACCGCAGAAAUUCGCGGAAUAUUCGCGAAAAGUUGAUGUUCCGAUUCGAAAGGAAGUGCCGAUCGGCGGACAAUCCACGCGAAAUACCGAGCUGAUCAGGAAGAAGGUGUUGCCGAGCGGACUGAGGGCCAAGACGCAGGAAGUUUCUCCGUCGACACUCAAAUUCAACGCCGCGCAUCUUUACGAAUCACGGGCGGUCAGCGGCGAUUUGCAGGAGGACGCAGGAUUUUUCAGCCCGCAGAAACCGUUGUAUUCGAAGAAGAGGGAGGCGUUCGGAAGACAGACUGCCGAGGAUUUGAGACAGGUUGGAAAAUGGCUAUAUAGAAAAAAAUAUUCAUCUCAGGACCACUGGAGUUCUCACCAUGUUCAUCAUCAGCCAUGGACCGGUUCCUCUUCUUCAUCUCAAUAUAAUAAAUGGGAAAUGGGCCAUCAUCGUGAUCCGAAUGAGAGAGCGACGUCGUCGAUGGACAGAAUGGGACAGAAGCACGCAAAUAACAACCAGCCCACUUACACUACCACCACUGAAUACGAGAUUAAUAAUCAAAAUAUCUAUAAGGUUUGUGCCCGCGCUCAAUUUUUUAUUAUUAUUCCAGGCUUUUAGAUGCACAAUUUACCUUCCCUUUUCAAUUUGCAGCCUGUCAAAUUGAACGAAAAGGAGAACUUGCACCAUGGUCCAUCCGGAGCAUCGUCCUAUCAUCACCAGCCGAACAGGAAUGUCAGUAUCCCGCAGAACAUGCCCUCUCCGUACUCCCCGCCGGCCACCGAAGACGCCGGCAGCAGAAUCACGCAUCACACUUCGCAGACUCUCCAGGACGAUCUGUUCGCCACGGAGGACUCGAGCAUUCGCGGAAAGAUUGACCGAAUGUUCGAUUUUGUGGAGAGCGACGAUUCGAGGAAAACGAUGAGGGGAAUGGGCACUGGGGGAGGGUCGCAGGCAUCCACGGACACGAUCGGCACCAGUGCGGGCAUCAUCGGCAACAAGUUCCAGCACGACUCGUAUCUGAGAGAGCAAAAGUGAGCGCUUUCAGAACAAGACCUGCGCGAAUCGAAAAGGCUCAACGAGACGAUUCUGACUAUAUUCUCAAACUUUGUUGCCGACCUCUGACUCAGGAAAAACUCAUCUGAUUUCAGUUGAGGUUUUCACGAUUUUCAGAAGUCAGACCAACCUGCAGUUGUAUACAAGAAAAUAGAUAAGCAUAUUAAUAAUUUCUCAAUUUGCAGACAUCCGCGACGCUACGAGUCGAACCUCCGUCCACCUUCCUCUCAUUUCCUCGACGCGGUGCCACCCGCGCGUCCUUCCGAAUCGUUCAAAUCGAAAAUGAAGUCUCCGGACCGUCGGAACACGGUCACCGGCUCCGAGAUCCACCAGUUCGACACCUCGGAACUCGAAUACUCGCUUUCGCAGUACCGUGAAAUGCAGAGAGAACAGCUGCGCAGACGUCUUCCGUCGGCCGACGAGCCGCAGUUCUUCCGAUCGCCGCUGCUCUCGGCUCCGCACGCUGGACAGUCAAUGCACGCGUACGGGACGAAGGACCUGCACGGAACGCCGACCGCCGGAGAGAAAGUUCGCUUUCCGAGCAGUUCGAGCGGCCUGAAGCUGGCGGUUCCGACCGCUUUGGCCACAUCGACCCCCAUAGAUUCUCCGCAAUCCAGAACCUUCUCUUCCAUCAGCAGAGAGGUACGAUUCAAGGGAUAGUUGACAACUAUUAUUGAAAAUCAUUUAAAGCUUAAUUAAUUCUUCAAUUUUCGUUCAGGUGAACAACAACAUAAACCUGAGCGCAAUUCCGCCGAACGACACGUUCGUCUCGUCGAUUUCGGGCGUUUCGGCUGUGGACAAGCACGCGGAAGUGAUGAGAAAGAUCAACCGCCUGUCGUACAUGAUGGAGAACACGCAGAAGCAGAUGAGCAUGAACGAGGCGGCGCUAACGGACGCCGUCAAGAAGGGCCGCCGCUCGCAGGAAAUCGCCGCGCACCGCUCGAUCCUCAUCACGCGCGAGACGCUUCGUUUGCAGCGGAACGAACUGAGACGCCUGCACGCGCUCUCGGCCGUCAGAAGACCGCCGCCGCCGGUCGCCAAGGAACUCCGGGGCGCCGUCGUUUUCAAGAACCUCACCGUUCAGCUCAACAAGCGCUUCGUCUCCAGAUUGACCGCCAAAGAUGGUUGGUCUUUCGGAAAAUUGUUUUUCACAUUAUCGGAAAAUCAGUUGCAGAUAACUCGUACUCGUUCGUCGGGCUCUUCAAAUUCGGACACCAAGUGGAGGCGACGGAAUUGGUCCCUCUGCGAGUGUAUUCGGGAGAAACGACGAGCGACAAGCUGUACUUUGAGAAGCAGAUCCAAUUCUCAGAUGUGUCAAUCGAUUUCAUGGUCUGCAUCGAGAUUUAUGCGAUGGUUAGCCGAAAAUGAAGGAUUUUGGGUAUAAAUUUAAUAUUUUGCAGAAAGUCGCUGCGCAGAAACCAGUGGAAUUAUCUCUCGGGUCGUCGUUCGCAAACAAGUGCAAGAGUCUGAUGGGACCGCGUAAGUACAACUUUGUAUUGAAAAUACUAAAAAGGGGCAUUUUUCGAAUUGAAUUCCUACCGAUUUUUCCCAUUUUUUCAGCGCAAAAGAAAUCACACGCUCCGUCGACGGAAACGGCGUUCAAAUUCCGCGGCCGUCUGAUUCUGGACCGUGACGCCGCCGGAGACCGAUGUCUUUAUCUGGACGACGUCACUUAUCCGCUCGAGGGGACCGUCAUGAUCACGACCGAGUGCAGCCGACUGCCCGAGGCGUUCGAGGUCGAUUUCCGAGGUUUUCUGGUGCGGUUUUCACUUUUUUGUGAAUUUUUGUGCUCAAUGUUCAUAUUUCAGACCAUGUUCCAUACGAUCAGCAACAUGGCGAGUUGGGAGCGCUACUGGGCGGUGCUCCGCCGCGGAAUCGUCUUUUUCUGGAAGUAUCCGGACGACGAGCAGAUGGGUCGGGAGCCGAAGAUGCAGAUCGAUCUGACGAAGUGCACUAACAACAUGAUCGAGAAGUGCGCGUUUGAUUUGUGCCCGCGCUCGAACUCGUUCGCCAUCGAAAUCCUCGUCGCCGCGGAGGAAUCGAGCACUGUCGGAUCGGUCGUCGAGAAGAAGAGGUCACUCGUUUCCUUUUGUUUGAAAAAAUAGAAAAAGAUCUGACAAAUUUCCAGUGUAUUUUCUCCUAAAAAUGAGAAAUUCUUCAAUAAACCGAAAAGAGCGCAAUAACUGUCUGGCCUAAAGUUUCAGAGUGCUCCUGUCGGCGGACACCCCGGAAAUGCUGGACCAAUGGCUGUUCACCCUCAAUCAGACCCUCGACGUCAUCCGCGGACCCAUUUGA
Caenorhabditis sp. 36 PRJEB53466 is the source of this 6951-nucleotide messenger RNA. The record is from the annotation of a GenBank genome assembly. NCBI's taxonomy places the organism in Eukaryota, Metazoa, Nematoda, Chromadorea, Rhabditida, Rhabditidae.